Chenopodium quinoa (quinoa) is the source of this 749-nucleotide messenger RNA. Its product is annotated as probable phospholipase A2 homolog 1. The transcript is spliced from 4 exons. Bases 79 to 528 code for a protein of 149 amino acids. Gene Ontology annotation, molecular function: calcium ion binding; A2-type glycerophospholipase activity. Gene Ontology annotation, biological process: pollen development; arachidonate secretion; pollen germination. The record is from RefSeq and is a predicted model, not a curated record. NCBI's taxonomy places the organism in Eukaryota, Viridiplantae, Streptophyta, Magnoliopsida, Caryophyllales, Amaranthaceae.
AUUUUGGAAACAGACCCAAUACUUGUUAGCUAUUGGCGUAUCGCAAACGAAUCGAGCCGAGACGAGCCAAACGUGAAAAUGCGGGGAGAAAUACUCCAUGAAAAUGUCAUCUCUAAGCAAACAUUCACUCUCUUCCUCAUUUUCUCUCUCCUCAUCGUCGCCGCCGAUUCCACCACCAACAAUUCUCAGAUCCAAUGCAGCAAAAGAUGUAUUGCUCUAAAUUGUGAUAAUGUUGGAAUAAAGUAUGGAAAAUACUGUGGAGUAGGGUAUAGUGGAUGUCCAGGCGAGAAUCCUUGCGAUGAUGUUGAUGCUUGCUGUCAAAUUCAUGACGAUUGCGUCGAUAAACAUGGUAUGACAAAUAUAAAAUGCCAUCAAAAGUUCAAGAGAUGCAUCAAGAAAGCACAGAAAUCUGGAAAGGCUGGUUUUUCGAAGGAUUGCCCUUAUGAUGUUGUCGUGCACACCAUGGUACAAGGAAUGGAUAUGGCUAUUCUAAUGAGUCAAUUCGCUUCUCCAAAGCUCGAUCUUUAGCCCAAUUUUUGUUUUGACUUAAGAGCAAAGCCCUUAAAAUAUAUCUGCUGUAAAAAAAAAAACUGAAAAUUUUGUGCUCGCGCAUAGUUUUAACCAUUGUGAAAUUAGAUACAGUAGACGUGAUUGAUGAAAGGUUAUUCUUUGCCAGGACUUAUCAUUGGUGUAACAAAGCUUAAUACAGAGUAUAUGUUUAUUAAGGUUACUGAUCCAUUUUUCAUCUC